CCGUACACACAUAGAAACUUCACCUCCUCCUACUACUGACUCCUCCCCCCCACAACACCACUCAAGAGGGUUUUGGACCGACAAUCCCAAUGCUCACUCGGCCCAUCCGUAAUAGAAUGAGUGCAAGCCCUGAGGUAAGCUUGUUAUCGAAGAAGGCGUCCUUUUAUUUUUUGCUAUUAGCCCAUUUCCUACCCUUUUUGAUUUUUUGAUUUUUUUUAUGUGGUCGUUGUUGUCGUGCCUUGACCUAUAGGAGUGCUGACGGAACGGAAAAAAUGUCUCAACAGUCGAGUCAAGACUUCCCUGAUGACAGUGACACGCAGUCGUUGACGGCCAGUGUGACGGACUAUCCCAUCGAACAUGGACGGCGGUACCAUAGAUAUCAUGAGGGUGCCUACCUCUAUCCCAACGACGAGCAGGAACUCGAUCGUUUAGAUAUGCAGCACCAUAUGUUCAAGCUCAUCAACAAGGGUCGCUUGUUCUUUGCCCCCGUGGAGAAUCCCCAGCGGAUUCUCGACAUUGGUACGGGCUCCGGUAUCUGGCCGAUGGAAAUGGCAUCCAUCUUUCCACAGACCGAAAUCGUAGGCACAGACCUCUCACCCGUCCAGCCGACAGAAGUACCCGAAAACGUCCAUUUCCUCGUCGACGAUGCCACCGAAGAUGACUGGUUAUGGGAACAUGACCAUUUCGACUUCAUCCACAUCUCCCACCUGUCGGGAUCUCUGCCCUCGUACAAAGCCUUGCUCUGCAAGGCCAUGCGUCACCUCAAACCCGGCGGCUACAUCGAAUGCCACGAGCUCGACCCCAUGCCUCGUUGCGACGAUGGCACAAUGCCACCAGGAAACCCAGAUGGCUUCUGCGAUUAUGCCCUGUAUGACUGGUUCGAUCUCAAUGUGCGAUCGGGCCAGGCGUCGGAUCCGCCUAGGCAGUUCCGGGUUGCUCCCCGUAUGGCCCGGUUCAUGAAUGAUUUGGGGUUUGUUGAUGUACAGACUCGCAAGUCCAUGCUGCCCACUAAUUCAUGGCCAUCGGAUCCACAUCUGAAGAAUAUCGGCUCGUGGAGCGAGACCAAUUGGCUCGAGGCGUUGUCGGGUUGGUCGUACAAGCCCCUGAUGAUCCUGGGUUGGUCGAAGCCUGAGAUUGAGGUCUUUCUCGUCGAGGUGAGGAGGAGUAUCCAGAACCGUGACAUCCAUAGCUACACAGAGUAUCAUGUGGUGACUGGGAGGAAGCCACUUCCUGGGGACGACGAUUUCCUCGCGACGGCGUUUCGACGAUUCGCGAAUGGUGGUAAUACUGGGCGAAAACAACAGCGGCGGUAUGAGAGUCGGGCUCCCGGUCCGUUGGAGGCGAGGAGGCGGUUGGCGAAAAGGAGGAAUACGGCGUUGGCGAGUAUUGCGGGGUCUGGGCCAUUGGGGGAUAUUUCGUGCUUGUUUGGGAGGAAUGGGAGGGAGCAUAUGAAGUGGACAGAUACGAGGGAGAAGAAGGGGGAGGAUCAGGCACGGCCUUUGGUUCCGCUAGGUGAUGCUUUUCCGUUUUAUGAGAAGAAUACUGGUCUGAGUGGGCUGGGAGGCUCGCCGGCUGAAGUUGUAAUAAGUGAUAGCGCUGCUCGGGAGAAGUUCCUGGAGGAAUACUUGGAGAGCAAUUGGUCGACGGCAGCUAUCAAGGGGAUCCUCAACGAGUUGGAUAUUAAUCUGCAGUAUGAGCCGGCUUACAGUCGCAAAAUAAUGAGCUACCUGCUCACCAAGUCGGUCCGUACAAAAGCUGUUGAUGGAUCAUUAUUUCGUUUCCUGGACGAUUUGACGUUAAAUAUCAGAGGCGCGGGGAACUAUGCAGCUGCUGUCGAGCAUCUUGCCCAUCAUGAAACCCGCUUAAACCAGAGAAGCGGCUGUCUCAGUGCGAUUGCUCGCGCGCUGGAACUUGGAACAAUCCCGCCUGAUGAGAUUCGCGCUAUUGUUAAGAGAAUUCCGAAGAUCCGUGGCGUCAAGCCUAAUCCGAAGUAUAUGAUUGACUGGUACCAGCAAAUGUGGGAUGCAAUUGGUCGCUGCGAUAUAUUUACGCAUGGUGAUUUGGACGCGGGGACUGUGGAUGCUUGGCUGGAGAUACUGGAGCAGCGGCACUCAGCUGCAGGCAUGGAUUUGGCCUUGAAAAUAAUCCAGAAAACUCAAGGGUCGCAUUCAGCUUGCUGGUGGGUACCGAGGUUCAUCAUGCGAUGGUUGGAUCUGCAAGUAAAGAUGGGUUCUGAAGUUGAUGGAACUUUUGUCUCUGAGCUCUUGGGCCAUUUCGACCCGAACCUCGCGUCGGAGUAUAUGAUCCGCGUAACUGAAAACCUGACCUUUUCAGAGAAAAAUCAUCAUAGGAGGUUGCUUCUGGAAAAGUGGCAAGACUGUCUGUUUGAGCUUCAAGAUGUGAGGUCUCUUAUGUUUUCACCAGCCUGGUUAGAUUUGAAUUCGCAGAAGGCUGCAACGCCCGACAGCGAGGUUAUGGAGCUCUCAACCGACCAGAUCAUUCUCCGCCUCUGGGUUCUACGAACUCUAAGUGAACACUUCGGACCUCCCUGGAAACGCUCGAAACAUAUUGAUGCACCUAUAACCCAACUCUUCGACCGUUACGAAUCCAUCACCAAACAAGUAGCCGAAGGAGACUUCCUAAGCAACCUCAUGAAAGACAUUCACGAUCUGGACAUCCCCUUCAGCAGCCUAAUGAUGCUAGCUGUGGACAUGAAGAUCCGCAAGAACAUGACCAAAGCCACCCGCAACGCCCUACAACGACUAGAACGCUCCCGAAUCUCCUUCGCAGACCUCUUCACAGACCUACACACGUACAACUCCAGCAAAUCGCUCUUCUUCAGCUCCUUCGAAGAAACGGUAUCCAGGGUCGACGUCUCCAGCGUAGCAUUUACCAACCACGUCGUCCAUCUCGCCAAAACGGGAGACUCGAAGAGUGUCUGGACGCUCAUCCGUCUUCUUCGCGCUCAUACACCCCUCAAAAUCUCCCUCGCCAAAUCCUGGCCUGUUCCGGAUACCAUUGACCAAUCCAUCACCAUCCCCAAUACAACAUCAGAACCCCAGCACAACCUUCCAAAUCCCCACGAUUCCCUCGAAAUGAUCCACAUCCUCGCCAUCGUCCUCUCCUGCUCUAAAAACCUCACCCCGCGCCGCUCCUUCCAUCUCGUCCACUGGCUUUACGAUUUCCUAAUGACGCAUAAUGCGCCUGUAAAGCCCUCGCUUAUACGUGCUAUGUACCAUGCGGGGAUUAUUAGGUAUCAGAGGGAGGGGUUGAGGGUGGCGCCCACGAGAUAUUUGUAUAUUUGGGAGUUGGUGAAGAGGUUUGAGGAUGCGGAUGUUGCAAAGGAGUUGAUGGAGGGGCCGAGGUAUGGGGUUUCGAAUGUGGGUGUUGAGGAGCAUGAGUAG
Aspergillus ruber CBS 135680 is the source of this 3404-nucleotide messenger RNA. RefSeq names its product class I SAM-dependent methyltransferase. Gene Ontology annotation, molecular function: methyltransferase activity. NCBI's taxonomy places the organism in Eukaryota, Fungi, Ascomycota, Eurotiomycetes, Eurotiales, Aspergillaceae. The coding region runs from base 273 to 3404 and encodes 1043 amino acids. The transcript is spliced from 6 exons. The record is from RefSeq and is a predicted model, not a curated record.